Ruditapes philippinarum (Manila clam) is the source of this 818-nucleotide messenger RNA. RefSeq lists its product as uncharacterized. The record is from RefSeq and is a predicted model, not a curated record. The transcript is spliced from 8 exons. The coding region runs from base 270 to 755 and encodes 161 amino acids. NCBI's taxonomy places the organism in Eukaryota, Metazoa, Mollusca, Bivalvia, Venerida, Veneridae.
UAUAUAUAUAGGGCUAUAACAUAAUUGGUAUAUAUUUACAGGGCUACACACCUCUCCAUUUAGCUGCAAUACAAGGUCAUGAAGCUAUCAUUGAGUUACUGACCAAAACAUAUAAUGCUGAUUCCAAUAUAAGAGAUUACAGCGGUAAGAAGGCCAAACAGUAUCUAAGCAAUUCAGCUUCGAGCCGAGCGCAACGUGGCAGCCUCGUGCUGAACCGAUCGAAGAGCCUCCAGUUUGAUAAGUCAGACAAUCUUGAAAAACCUGAUGUAAUGUCUCUAGACAAACAAUUACUUGUGUCCAGUAAGCUUAGCUCAAAAUCAGGUAAUGAAAGAAAUGAUAAUGGAUUUAUGAGAAACUCGGGUAGCCGACGCAGUAAUCGGGAAAGUGCAAUAAAAUCAUUGAUCCGUGCAUCUACGGGAGCGAUGAAGCAGACGGUGAUGAGGUCCGGUUGGGGUUCUUCAGAAGAUGUUAUAAAUGAGCGAACGCCGAAAUCAUCACCAAGAAAUAGUGCCGAGCCGUCCCCAGUCAUACAAAGGAGAAAAGGAUCUUUUAAGAACAGUGAUCGAGAUCUGAUGCCGCCACCAGGAGCCGGGUCAAGAUACAGCAGCAAGUCAAAUAAACAUAAACAUUCCAUCAGUAAAGAAAGUCUUCAUUCAGAAGAUAAGAAACUCAGCGUGGUGAAACAGGUCCCUCGUUCGGAGUCAGAGCCAAAUCUUGGUGAAGUUGUACAACCAAGUCGAACUACUUUCAUCUGAGUACACUACAAUAAAUCUGAAAUGGACAUUAAUGAAGCAAUACAUUCCAUAUUAACUGAGCAA